GUAGCAAAUAAGCAAUGUUAACAUUGCUUAUUUGCUACGGCUCUAGUAUAAGAAACUAUAGUCACUAUAUGUACAAGAGUGAAUAAGUGACCAGAAUAAAUAAAUCCGAUAAAAUAGAAAAAGGAAUGAAACAAUAAAUAUGACUGUGCACACGUUUAUGGUUAGCAGUGUUUAAAACAGAGAAAAUUCAUACCAUAAAUACAAAUAUACUUGAAAGAUUACUUAAGAUCGUCGACUAGAAAGUCAAACAUUCGCCUAUUUUCUGCACUGAUCCGUAUAGUAUAUAUAAAAUGAGUCUGGCUUUGUAGUGUAAACUGACUCUCGAGGUUGCAUUUCGUUCAGUAUUCAACACUCUAUAAAACUACAUCUGACUUGGCCGGUAAAUGUAAGUAAUCGAGAUUGAAGCUUCGCAGUAUUUCUUCUAUAUUCUUCUAUAUUAUAUUUUCUAUUUUAUCUAUUUCUUCUAUAUUUUAUUUUAAACAAACACCCCUCACCCUCACCCUCUGAAGCUCAAAUGUCGUUGCGCCUAAAUGUCGCGCGCCCAAGUGGCGUGCGCCCAAGUGGCGUGCGCCCAAGUGGCGUGCGCCCAAGUGGCGUGCGCCCAAGUGGCGUGCGCCCAAGUGGCGUGCGCCCAAGUGNCGCCCAAGUGGCGUGCGCCCAAGUGGCGUGCGCCCAAGUGGCGUGCGCCCAAGUGGCGUGCGCCCAAGUGGCGUGCGCCCAAGUGGCGUGCGCCCAAGUGGCGUGCGCCCAAGUGGCGUGCGCCCAAGUGGCGUGCGCCCAAAUGUCGGUGCGCCUAAAUGCCGCGCACCCAAAUGUCGUUGCGCCUAA
Messenger RNA from Didymodactylos carnosus, 828 nucleotides. NCBI's taxonomy places the organism in Eukaryota, Metazoa, Rotifera, Eurotatoria, Philodinida, Philodinidae. The record is from the annotation of a GenBank genome assembly.